CACAGUUUUUCUGAUUUGAACUAAAAAAAUGUCUCAUAUAGCUGUAGAAAGAAACCGGAGAAGACAGAUGAAUGAGCAUCUCAAAGUCCUACGUUCUUUGACCCCUUGUUUCUAUAUCAAAAGGGGGGACCAAGCAUCUAUAAUAGGGGGUGUAAUAGAGUUUAUAAAAGAACUGCACCAAGUUUUACAAGCUUUGGAAUCCAAGAAGCGAAGGAAGAGUUUAAGCCCUAGUCCUGGUCCAGGUCCAGGUCCUAGCCCUAGCCCUAGACCACUGCAGUUAAUAACUCUACAACCUGAUCAACUUCAGAGCCCAUUCGGACAAGAAAAUGUUAAGGAACUGAGCGCAUGCUGCAACUCUGCAGUUGCGGAUGUGGAAGCCAAGAUAUCAGGAUCAAAUGUGAUGCUGAAAAUAAUAUCAAAGCGAAUACCAGGUCAAAUUUUCAGGAUAAUCAAUGUCUUGGAAAAACUUUCUUUUGAGGUCCUUCAUCUCAAUAUCAGUAGCAUGGAAGACACUGUUCUCUACUCCUUUGUCGUCAAGAUAGGGUUGGAAUGUCAGCUAAGUGUGGAGGAACUUGCACUUGAAGUUCAACAGAGCUUCUUUCCUGAGGCAAUUUAUACAAAUGAGAUGUAAAUUUGCUGUUUACUUUUUGACGAAGGUUAGUACAAGCAGUAAGAGAAAUAAUGGAAUGUGUGAUCUUUUCUUGAUAAUAAAAAGAAGUGGAUUUUUGUUUUAAUCUA
This is a messenger RNA of Jatropha curcas, 738 nucleotides long. RefSeq names its product basic helix-loop-helix (bHLH) DNA-binding superfamily protein (gene MUTE). Gene Ontology annotation, biological process: positive regulation of DNA-templated transcription; guard cell differentiation; stomatal complex development. Gene Ontology annotation, molecular function: protein dimerization activity; DNA-binding transcription factor activity. The record is from RefSeq and is a predicted model, not a curated record. Gene Ontology annotation, cellular component: nucleus. Lineage: Eukaryota; Viridiplantae; Streptophyta; Magnoliopsida; Malpighiales; Euphorbiaceae.